Messenger RNA from Phragmites australis (common reed), 2280 nucleotides. RefSeq names its product TOM1-like protein 6. Gene Ontology annotation, biological process: protein transport to vacuole involved in ubiquitin-dependent protein catabolic process via the multivesicular body sorting pathway. Gene Ontology annotation, molecular function: phosphatidylinositol binding; ubiquitin binding. The transcript has 8 exons. Bases 125 to 2050 code for a protein of 641 amino acids. The record is from RefSeq and is a predicted model, not a curated record. NCBI's taxonomy places the organism in Eukaryota, Viridiplantae, Streptophyta, Magnoliopsida, Poales, Poaceae.
CUUCCCAAGUCCACCUGCCCCUCCUCUUCGCGUGCGGAAACGAAGAAUUUCCAGAGCUCCGCACCGCACUGGAAUUGGCAGCCAGCCUCGCUUCGCGGCGAGAGGCGGCGGUGGACGGUCGGAGAUGUACCCGAUGGCGGCGGGCCCGCCGCCGGCGCGGCUGCCGGCGGCGUCGCGGGUGGACAAGGCCACGAGCCACCUGCUGCAGGGGCCUGACUGGGCCGUCAACCUCGAAAUCUGCGACACCCUCAACGCUGACCGCUGGCAAACCAAGGAUGUGGUAAAAGCAGUGAAGAAGCGAUUGCAGAAUAAGGACCCAAAAGUACAAUUUUUUACUUUGACGUUGUUGGAGACAAUGAUGAAGAACUGUGGUGAAUACGUUCGUUUUGAAGUUGUUGAGCAGCAUGUUUUACAAGAAAUGGUCAAAAUUGUCCAGAAGAGGGAAAUAUUGAUUUUCGGAAUAUCCUUUCAGCACGAUAUGCAAGUGAGAGAUAAGGCAUUACUACUUCUGGAUUCAUGGCAAGAGGCAUUUGGUGGACCUGGAGGCAAAUAUCCACAGUAUUACUGGGCAUACGUUGAACUAAAGAGGUCAGGAGUAAUGUUCCCACGACGUCCUGUAGAUGCUCCUCCAAUAUUUACUCCUCCUGCAACACAUCAUUCUCAGGCCUAUGGUUCACCUAGAUAUCCUACUGGAAGUCUAAAUGAGAGAAUGUCAUCUGAUGUUGAAACAUUGAGUUUGGAGGGCUUGAAUAAUAUUAGAAAUGCAACAGAACUACUGUGUGAUAUGGUGAACGCUUUGAAUCCUGCUGAUCGCAUGGCUGUUAAAGAUGAAAUAAUUACAGAUCUUGUACGCCAAUGUUGCUCAAAUCAAGAAAAGCUCAUGCGGUUUGUCAGUUCCACAGGGGAUGAGGAACUACUAAAGCAAGGCCUAGAAAUAAAUGAUCGCAUACAGAGUGUACUCGCAAAACAUGAUACCAUUGCUUCUGGUUCUCCGUUACCAGUUGAAACACCAAGUAGAGAAGACAUACGCAGAGAGGAUCCAACUCCACAGCCAUCUGCGCCUGCAACUGCACAUACCAAGGCUCCUGAUGAAGAGGAUGAAGAUGAUGAGUUCGCUCAGAUAGCUAAAAGAAAAAACAAAUCUGUGGUAAGCAGCUAUGAGGCAUCAUCCAGUGCUGGUGAUCAGGCUCUUGUACCUGUUGAUCCAGUACUUUCUGUAGUCUCAUCUUCCGUCGCGAGCAAUGCACUGGUUCCUCUUGACUCAACUCCUGUUAGUGGUACUAGGACCAAAGAGCAGGACAUGAUUGACCUUCUCAGCCUCACCUUAUACAGUCCUCCUGAAGAAUCUGCAGAUUCUUCAACACAGAACCAAAAUGGAACUCAGCAGAGUGUCAUGUCAAAUGGGCCAGAAGUACUGCCGAACUAUCAGCCUACUGCGGCGAAUGGGGCAAAUUACCCUUCCAACAACCAAGCUUAUCCAACAAAUAAGGGAUAUGCUCCGUACAACAACUAUGUUGCACCUUGGGCCCAAACUGGACAGGGUGCACAGCCUGUAGCAUACCCAACUCAACCCCCACAAUAUGGAUCUAGCUAUCCGGCACCGCCAUGGGCUAUGCCUGCAAGUGCCAACUCAACUAACCCUUUUCAUCCUGCAACAUAUCAAAUGCCAAACCCUCAUGUUGCUUCUGUUGCCCCUACAACAUAUCCAACUCAACUAAUCCAGCCUGCAAUAUAUCCAGCUCCAUCACAAUCGUAUGCUGCUCCGUUGAUACAACAUGUAUCAUCUCCAGCCCCCAAGCCGAUGCAAAAGUACAAUUCCUUUGGUUCUCAAACGAGCAAUGGCCCGAGCAUGGCUUCAGAUGCUCGGAUGAAUGGGAAUCAACAGCCAAAAGAAACUUCGGCGGCGGUAACCAGACCGUAUUACAUACCCGACAAUUUAUUUGGUGAUUUGAUUGACUCGAAGAGUUUUGGUGGAAGCAAGAUGAAUAGAUCGACCAGCAUUCCCAGUCCGAAGGGUGCUGGUCAGCCUAUGAUUGGUGGAAAGAAAUAGGUCUCCCAAGCCCAAAUUUAGAUGGCCAUAAUUUACUUGGUACUGUCAUUUGGCUUGAUGUAAAUUUGCUAUAUAUCCGUUCAGUUCGCCUGUUGGUUACAUUGGUUAAUUUCGGCGUUGCCGCGUGUGUAUUUUAGUAGAGAUGGUAGAGCGUCACUGCUAAGGAUCACCAAUGACAUUCUCGUGAGGGUGGCUUGUUAAUAGAACAUAACCAUUGACUGUUUCUUCCC